AUGGACUGGGUGGAUGUUCAAGGCCUCUGGCCAAAAAUAUUAAAUCGACCUAACCCUGUGGUGACGGCUGUUUCGGAUAAACCAAGCUGGAGCCAUCGAUACGCCGCAGAGUUCGGUAAUCGGUGGUGCCGAGACCUGGGGCGCUCGGCCGAAGUCCUCUUUCCCCUCCGAGCAGCCAUGAGCGGGGGCCCUACGGCCGGCACGAAGUUAAGGCGGGUCAACGAGGUCCCCAACGUGGGCAAUGUAGCGAAAGCUCGCCUCUAUACCGCGGUCGUGCGCUAUGGUUCCGGCUUAAAACGUCCCACGUGCCGGUACGGGUUAUGA
Bursaphelenchus xylophilus (pine wood nematode) is the source of this 324-nucleotide messenger RNA. The record is from the annotation of a GenBank genome assembly. Lineage: Eukaryota; Metazoa; Nematoda; Chromadorea; Rhabditida; Aphelenchoididae.